Jatropha curcas is the source of this 2713-nucleotide messenger RNA. RefSeq names its product G-type lectin S-receptor-like serine/threonine-protein kinase RKS1. Gene Ontology annotation, cellular component: plasma membrane. Lineage: Eukaryota; Viridiplantae; Streptophyta; Magnoliopsida; Malpighiales; Euphorbiaceae. Gene Ontology annotation, molecular function: protein serine/threonine kinase activity; ATP binding. The record is from RefSeq and is a predicted model, not a curated record. Gene Ontology annotation, biological process: protein phosphorylation; recognition of pollen.
UUGACGAUUUCGUAUAAUCUUAUCCUAUCAAAUUAAAACGCAAAAAUGAAAAACCAAAAAGUUAGUAAGAGUUCAUUGAGAAAAAUAUGGAUUCUCACCAGUUGUUUCUGUUUGCAUUUCUUUUAAUCCUCCAUUUCACUUUUUGUUUUUCCAGGGACAUCAUAGCCAUAAACCAAAUCUUUAAAGAUGGUAAUCUUUUAAUUUCCAAAGAAGAGAAUUUUGCAUUAGGAUUUUUUAGUCCUGGAAAUUCCACGUAUAGAUAUCUUGGGAUUUGGUUUCAUAAAGUUCGAGAGCAAACUGUGGUGUGGGUUGCAAACAGGAACCAUCCAAUCAACGGUUCUUCAGGAGUUUUAUCUAUUAAUCAAUAUGGAAAUUUGAUUCUCUAUAGUGACAAUAACCAGAAAGUUCCAGUAUGGUCUACAAAUGUGUCUAUGGAAGUGACAGAUACUUGUUUACCUCAGCUCUUGGACUCAGGAAACUUAAUUUUGGUCCAAGAUAGAAGCAAAAGAGUUGUUUGGCAGAGCUUUGAUUACCCAACAGAUACUCACUUACCAGGAAUGAGAAUUGGGUUGAACCAAAAAACUGGUUUUCAGCAGUUUCUAACGUCUUGGAGAUCACCAGAUGACCCUGCAACUGGAGACUACUCUCUUCAGCUCAUUGCAAAAGGAUCACCGCAAUUUGUUCUUUACAAGGGUGCAAAUCCACAAUGGCGAAGUGCCCCCUGGCCCAUAAAAAACUUUGUUGAUUUUCGAAAUUUCACUUUUGUCAACAGGGAAGAUCAGAAAUUCGUUACUUAUCUUCUUAUUGAUACUUCGAUUAUCUUUAAAAUAAUGUUGGAGUAUUCAGGAAUCUUUAAGCAGCAAAUAUGGCAUGAAAGUGAAGGCAAAUGGAAAGAUCUCAGGUCAGUUCCUAAGCAUGUCUGCGACCCAUAUGGACAUUGUGGUAUCAAUAGCAGGUGCGAUCCUCAGCAAAUUAAUCGUGGUUUUGAAUGUGAUUGCUUACCUGGAUACAAACCCAAGUCCCCGAGAGACUGGAAUAUUCUGAAGGAUGGGUCAGGGGGGUGUGUCAGGAAGCGACUACAAUCAUCCUCAAUGUGUAUGCAUGUCGAAGGAUUUGUACAAGUCGCACAUGUUAAGCUUCCUGAUACUUCAGGGGCAGUGUGGGUGGGCAUGAACACAAGUCCUAUGGAUUGUGAAAAGGAAUGCAAAAGUAAUUGCUCAUGCUCUGCAUUUGCAAGCAUCGAUUUACCUGGGAGAGGGACUGGUUGUUUGGCAUGGUUUGGAGAACUAAUUGACUCAGUUGAUUCCAUGGAUGAGGGAUACGAUAUUUAUGUUCGUGUUGAUGCAAUUGAAUUAGCUAUUUCACAAAAAUCACAAGGUUUUCUUCAAAGGAAGGACAUGUUGGCUAUUCUAGUAGUAUCUGUUGUUUCUGCCUGGUUCAUCAUCAUUCUAUUUUCUUAUUUAUGGCUCAAGAAGAAGAGGACAAGGGUUACAAAAAAAUGGAACCGAAAAUUGCUCGACAUCGGUACUUUAGUGGCGAAUGAAGUUGGAGGUAGCACAAGUCAUCCAGAAAUUGUAUUUUUCAAUCUCAGCUCCAUAAUUGCUGCCACAAAGAAUUUCUCUCCAGCGAACAUAAUUGGACAAGGUGGUUUUGGCUUUGUCUACAAGGGUCAGCUCUCUAAUGGACAGGAGGUUGCUGUGAAAAGACUAUCAAAAAAUUCAACGCAAGGAAUAGAAGAAUUUAAAAAUGAAGUUAUAUUGAUUGCAAAGCUGCAGCACAAGAAUCUUGUGAAACUCCUUGGAUGUUGCAUUCAAGGAGAAGACCCAAUUCUAAUAUAUGAAUACUUGCCAAACAAAAGCUUGGACUCUUUUCUUUUUGAUGAAACACGAAGGUCAAUCUUGGAUUGGAGAACACGGUUCGACAUUAUUGUUGGGAUUGCUCGUGGGAUCCUAUAUAUUCACCAAGACUCUAGAUUGAGAAUUAUCCAUAGAGACUUAAAAACUAGUAAUAUUUUAUUGGAUGCUGAGAUGAAUCCAAAAAUUUCAGAUUUUGGCCUGGCUAGAAUCUUCAAAGGAGAUCAAAUUCAACAGAAGACGAAAAAAAUUGCUGGAACAUUUGGUUACAUGUCGCCGGAAUAUGUGUUAUUCGGAAAAUUUUCGACAAAAUCCGAUGUCUUUAGUUUUGGGGUCAUAUUACUGGAGAUCAUUACAGGAAAGAAAAACAAUGAUUUUGUCGGAAAGGAUUAUUGUCUAAGCUUGUUAGGACAUAUAUGGCAUUCAUGGAGAGAAGAUAGACAAUUGGAGAUAAUUGAUUCAUCACUAAAGGAGUCCUACCCUCCUCUCAAGGCUUCAAGAUGCAUCCAAAUUGGGCUGUUAUGUGUGCAAAAGAAUGUAAUGGACAGACCAACCAUGUCAACCGUUGUUCUAUGGUUGAACAGCGAAAUAAAUCUUCCGCCUCCGAAAGAACCAUCAUUCAUUUUUAGAGAGUUUGCUGACAAAUCUAAUUCAUUUGUGACAGGAGGAGGAUUUUGUUCUGCAAAUGAGGUAACAAUUACUGAUGUUGUAAGUCGCUGAUGUUGCUUUUACAAAGCAUUUAACAGUCUAACGUUUAACCUUUAGUUUUUCAAAGGUUGAUGUGUGGCUAAAAAUAACCACUAACCAUAGCAUGCUUCUCAUUUUUUCACUAAAUUGACAGUGCUUGUACUUGUUCAAUA